CAAUCGAAACUGUAGCUUGGUGGAGAAGCUUUGUAACUGUACCCUCUGAUGACCUACCUAUAUUGCCAUCGAUCCAAGACCAGACGGUGCGUCUGACGAGAGACAAGGGAGGUAGGCCGAGAGCUCAAAGUCGACUGGCUCCGGGGUCGACUAAGCCGGGAGAGUGCAUAUGGUGCCUUUCCUAUGACACAGACAAGGUAACUUUCCUGGCAGAGCAACAUCGAGCGGGCGGUACGUCGCAAGGCCCGUGACAGUGAAGGAAGCACCUAUAUGUCUGGUUGACAGCCAUGAGAGAGAUGAUACCAAUGCAGCACCUUGCAAAAGGUAGCAUGUCAACCGCGAAUUUUGGCAUUGAAAACCGAGAAUUAUGCGCUGGGAUCCUUUCGCCGCGUCCACCGUGUUAUCGACACUGUCUCAACACUCCAAAGAGAUUGAAUCCAUUUUGAUCGUCAUCAACGGCUUUCUGGCGGCGCUCAGAACGAAAAGCCCCUUCGAAUUCGAGAAAUACUGUGUGCGAGCGGGAGGAAUGUCCCUCUGCCCGCCAUCGCCAACUCUCCCUCGCUUUUGUACCAUUGGGGCUUUUGUGGAACAGGUGACCAAAAUCCAGGAUGAGAUCGACGAACGUAUCUGGGAUCCUGAAGUCAAAGUCUAUCCCUCAGGCAGCAUGGCUGCAGUCUGGGCCCCUUUUCGAGCGAAGGUCAAUGGUGUUGUGCAUCAUGUUGGCGUCGAGCUUUUCGUACUUCAUAAAAUCAGCAACACCUGGAAGGUGACUGGAGUGGCUGAUUCUUGUCGAGAACCGACAGAGGAGGAAAAGAUCUGGUUGCCAUGAGUGGGUGUAUUGGGAGGAUUCUAGGAGCUCGAGACGGAAAAGUUCCACGACAUUCCAAUUGAACAGCAUCCGAGGCGGCCCGCUGAAGAGAAUGGCUCGGCAGUGAAGGGGAGGGGUGUUCUCUUGGAUAUUUGCUUGGUUUGAGAGAUCCGCUUUCAGCUCCUCGCCUAUCUGUAUUCAUCGCAUCGAGCGAAAUAUAAUCUAAACCAGAAAAGUCGCAUAAACAAGUAUCUAACAUCUUCUUUCGUAAACAGUCAAAUCAAGGAU
Messenger RNA from Aspergillus homomorphus CBS 101889, 1096 nucleotides. RefSeq lists its product as uncharacterized. Bases 368 to 829 code for a protein of 153 amino acids. The record is from RefSeq and is a predicted model, not a curated record. The transcript has a single exon. NCBI's taxonomy places the organism in Eukaryota, Fungi, Ascomycota, Eurotiomycetes, Eurotiales, Aspergillaceae.